Molecule: messenger RNA, 885 nt
Organism: Pseudovirgaria hyperparasitica
Lineage: Eukaryota; Fungi; Ascomycota; Dothideomycetes; Acrospermales; Acrospermaceae
Product: peptidyl-prolyl cis-trans isomerase B
Exons: 6
Coding region: 259-885 (208 amino acids)
Biological process (GO): protein folding; protein peptidyl-prolyl isomerization
Cellular component (GO): endoplasmic reticulum; fungal-type vacuole
Molecular function (GO): peptidyl-prolyl cis-trans isomerase activity
Source: RefSeq, a predicted model, not a curated record
CUUGAGGCAGGGGACUUGUUACUGUCUAGGCCGUGGUACAUCCAGAGUGGUGUCCUCAAUGGGCUUUAACUUCCACCGACGUCGCGAGAAAUCCGGACCGCCAUAGAUGCACGUGCGGGAUGGGACUGAAGCUAGGGCCUCCGACAGCCAACCAUCCUGCCACCAUGGCUUUAAGCGGCCCACGCCUUCAACCGCAGACGUCUGCGAAUACUCGAAGUCUUUCCCCAACUCGUUUUACAACAGACUCUGUAGAUCACCAUGAAUACCAUACAGAGGAUCGCGAUCUCGCUUAUGGUCAUUUUGACCUUUGCAUUUGUGUUCUUUGCGCAGACUGCUGAAGCUACCAAGGGUCCUAAGAUCACCCACAAGGUUUACUUCGACAUCCAGCAUGGCGAGGAAGAUCUUGGCCGCGUUGUAAUUGGUCUUUACGGCAAGACUGUCCCCAAGACAGCAGAGAACUUCCGCGCCCUGGCUACUGGUGAGAAGGGUUAUGGAUAUGAGGGCUCGACGUUCCACCGUGUCAUCAAGCAAUUCAUGAUCCAAGGUGGAGACUUCACAAAGGGCGAUGGCACCGGUGGCAAGUCCAUUUACGGCGAGAAGUUCGCCGACGAGAACUUCAAGCUAAAGCACACCCGCAAGGGUCUUCUCAGCAUGGCCAACGCCGGCAAAGACACCAACGGCAGCCAGUUCUUCAUCACGACAGUGGUGACAUCCUGGCUCGACGGACGCCACGUCGUGUUCGGCGAGGUGCUCGAGGGCUACGAGAUAGUCGAGAAGAUCGAGAACGUCGAGAAGGGCGCCGGCGACAAGCCCGCCAAGACGGUCAAGAUCAAGAAGAGUGGCGAGUUGGAAGUACCAGACGAAGGUAUCCACAAGGAGUUGUGA